AUGCGUUAUUGUCUUCUGGAAUACAUAAUAAUGACUGACACCCCGUAUGUACAUGAAACUAAUACUGAGAAGGAGAGGCUUUUCGAAGAACGAAGAGCCAAACUAGCUAAAUGGAGGAAGAAGAAGGAUGAUGAUCACGGUGGCUAUGACAAGCCAGUUAAAGAGGCAUCUGAGAACGCAACUUCAAUGAACAAAGAUAUUAACCUAACUGAGACAGAGGCAAAACUUUUAGAGAGGCAACUGAAACUACAAGAAUGGAAGAAGAAGAAACGGGAAAGAGAUCAGUUGAGAUUAAAAGAAUCAGAACAAUCUGUUGGGGAGACGAAAUUAAAGAAAGCUAAAAAGCCUAAAAGAAGGAAGAUCCAAUUUGACGAUAGUGAUGAAGAGGAUAGUGAUAAGCAGCUUCCUCUUUAUAUGCCAGGAUCCUCUGAAGUAACAAAAACUAAUGAAAUUUCAAAAAAUAUAAAUAAGUCUUCUAAUGACACGGAGGAUGUCGAUCCAUUGGAAAGUUUUAUGAAUUCUAUUAAUACUUCAAAGAAUUCUAACGGUACAUUAACCGGAUCGUUAAUUGAUGAUAAUGAUACUCUGGAUAACGUACUAGUUGAGAACGGCAGUGAUGAUGAUAAUGAAGCCUUAUUACGAUACAAGAAGGUAGCUAAAUUAAAAGCUAGUAAAAUAGUUCAGCAUAUGAACUUUAAAAAGGAAGAUCUUGUACCUUUUCCAAAAUCAUUUUAUGUAGAACCAGAAGCAGUGCAUGAGAUGUCGAAUGAAGCUGUUGACGAAUUAAGAUUAAAUUUGGGCAAUAUCAAAAUUUCUGGGAAAAAUUGCCCAAGACCAAUAACUAGAUGGUCUCAACUCGGUAUUUCAUCAGAUGUUAUGUAUUUAUUAACAAAAACUUUGCAAUAUGAUACUCCAACUCCAAUUCAAUCACAAGCUAUACCAGCCAUAAUGACAGGUAGAGAUGUAAUUGGUAUUUCAAAGACCGGAUCUGGUAAAACAAUAUCGUAUGCUUUACCUUUAAUACGACAUGUCAAAGCUCAAAGACCUCUAUCAAACUCAGAAACUGGCCCAUUAGGAUUAAUAAUAGCCCCAACACGAGAACUGGCAAUUCAAAUUAAUGAAGAAAUCCAGAAGUUCAUAAAGAGUGAUCCUUCAAUAAGAUCAAUAUGUUGUACAGGAGGUUCUGAACUAAAAAAUCAAAUCUAUGAAUUUAAGAGAGGCAUCGAGAUAGUCGUAGCUACGCCAGGUAGAUUUAUUGAUCUUUUGACUUUGAAUACUGGUAAGUUGUUAAAUACUAAAAGAAUCACUUCUGUGAUAUUAGAUGAGGCAGAUAGAUUAUUUGAUAUGGGGUUUGAACCUCAAGUUACUCAGAUAAUGAAAACUAUUAGACCUGAUAAGCAGUGUGUAUUGUUUAGUGCCACAUUCCCUAUUAAAUUACAAGCUUUCGUUAAGCGUGUGCUGCAUAAUCCAUUAACUAUUACCAUCGACUCAAAAACAAUGGUAAAUGAAAAUGUCCACCAAGCAUUUGAAAUACUAAAUAAUGAUAGUGAAAAAUUCUUCAAGCUAAUUGAGAUUCUUGAUAAUUUCGUCGAGAAAAGAGAAUCAUCUCAAAGUAAAGGAUCAGAGCAAGUAGAAGAUGAAAUUAUCGAUAAAAAAAUUAUCAUAUUUGUAUCAAGUCAACAAACUUGUGAUGCCGUUGCAGCUAACUUAGAAAAGUAUGACUAUGAUGUUUUUUCAAUACAUGCAGGAAGGUCAUAUCAAGAAAGAGUAUCAAACUUAGAGAAGUUUAAGAAAACAAAGAAUAGCAUUCUAUUAUGUACUGAAGUUCUUUCAAGAGGUUUAAACGUUCCUGAAGUUUCAUUAGUUAUAAUAUAUAAUGCAGUCAACAAAUUUUCUCAAUAUGUUCAUACCACUGGAAGGACUGCUCGUGGUACAAGAAGAGGUAAUGCAAUUACUUUAUUGUUGUCUGAUGAACUUGAUGCUGCAUAUAUAUUGAAAAAGGCCAUGAGAGAUGAGGAACUGGCAGAAAAUAGCCCAGAAAAGAUUUCGAUAUUAGAUGAAAUGGUAAACAAGUUUGAAGUUGGAUUGAAAAGUGGUAAGUUCACUAUUUCAAAGGGUCUUGGUGGUAAAGGAUUGGAUAAUUUAGACGCACAAAGGAAUAAAAAUAACAACAAAGAGAAAGAAGAUUUUAAACGUAUUUCUAAGGGAACAGUGAAUAACGAUAUUGACGGUGGGACUGUGGAUAUGGAUGACGUCAGUAAUGAUGUCGUUGCUGAUAUUGAAGUUCCAAAAUUAAAAUAUGAAAUCAUUAGAAAUGAUAAUGCCGAUAAAGCUUCAACAUUCAGUGCACAUGUCUAUAUCAAUGACCUCCCCAAAUUAAUUAGAUGGGAAGUCUCAAAAAACACUACCUUAUCUAAUGUAAAACGUGAGACAGGUUGCAGCAUAACGAGUAGAGGACAAUAUUAUCCUGAUAAUAAAAACCCUAAGUCAGAUAAAGACCCACCUAAAUUAUUUUUACUUAUUGAGGGAAAAGAAGAGAAGGAUAUUAUUUUUAGUAUUGAUUUAUUAGAAGGAAGAGUCAAAGAGGGUUUACGUAAAGUUGAAAUACAAACCUUGAAGAGUACUAAAUAUUAA
Molecule: messenger RNA, 2634 nt
Organism: Tetrapisispora phaffii CBS 4417
Lineage: Eukaryota; Fungi; Ascomycota; Saccharomycetes; Saccharomycetales; Saccharomycetaceae
Gene: PRP5
Product: DEAD-box RNA helicase PRP5
Exons: 1
Coding region: 1-2634 (877 amino acids)
Biological process (GO): mRNA splicing, via spliceosome
Cellular component (GO): nucleus
Molecular function (GO): ATP binding; RNA helicase activity; nucleic acid binding
Source: RefSeq, a predicted model, not a curated record